GUGUUUAGCUCUGGGGAGAGUCAAACUGGAUUCCACUGGGAGAGCCUGCAAAUCACUUCUAUUUUAGCAAAGAGAAAACAGAAUCUCCAUCCAGCAGGGUCCACCCCUCUCUUUCUCCCUCUCCUCUCUCUUUCUAUCUCUUUCCCUCCCCCCCCUUCCUCUUUCCCUCUCUCUCCCCUUCCCCCCACCCUCUCCGGUGUUUCUGUCUACAGCAACCAGCGUCCUCAUCUACACGCACGGAAAGGAAAGAAACAUCUUUGGUUCAGAGAGGAGGAAAAAAAAAAAAAAAAAAAAAAAAGAGAGAGAGAGACAGAGGAAAAAAAAACUUGCCUGAUUGUGGAAAAUGACACUUCAAGUAGCCAAGCCGGCUUCGAGAGUCAUAUCUAUUGUUUCUUGAAUUGUCAUCAGGGUGGUUUUUUUUCUUCCUGCUUCUUCAAGUGAAGGUACCUCUACAAAAGGAAACUCCAGCCCCUCCUGUUCUCCAACGGCCUGUGAUUACUACAAAAAGAAAAAAAAAAAAAAAAAAAAAAAAGCAAAAAAAAAAAAAAAAAAAAAAAAAAGGAAAAAAAGCACCCAAACUCAAAAUCAACCAACCAAACAACCCCCAACAGCAAAGCAUACAUCUCUAUUUUUUUCUUAAUUUUGGUCUUUUCGUUGGAUUUUCCCUUUCUUUUUUUCCUCACCUCCCCCCUCUUGUUAUCGCUCAGUUUUGAGCAAGGGUUUACAUUUUAAAAAAAUUUUGCUUUUCGGCCCACCGCCUUGAUGUAGCGCGAGUUUCAUCGACUCAAAAAAAAAAAAAAAAAAUCUGUGGUUGGCGUUUUUCUUCCCUUUUUUUUUUUUUUUUCAAUAUUUUCAAAGGGGAGGAGAUUUUCCACAAGAAAAGGUUGUUUUCAUGUUUGGGAUCCAGGAAAGCAUCCAACGGAGUGGAAGCAGUAUGAAGGAAGAGCCGCUGGGCAGCGGCAUGAACGCGGUGCGGACGUGGAUGCAGGGCGCCGGGGUGCUGGACGCCAACACAGCGGCGCAGAGCGGGGUGGGUCUGGCCCGGGCUCACUUUGAGAAGCAGCCGCCUUCUAAUCUGCGGAAAUCCAACUUCUUCCACUUCGUUCUGGCCCUCUACGACAGACAGGGCCAGCCCGUGGAGAUUGAGAGGACUGCCUUUGUGGGGUUCGUGGAGAAGGAAAAAGAAGCCAACAGCGAAAAGACCAAUAAUGGGAUCCACUACCGGCUCCAGCUCCUCUACAGCAAUGGGAUAAGGACUGAACAGGAUUUCUACGUGCGCCUCAUCGACUCCAUGACAAAACAAGCCAUAGUGUACGAAGGCCAAGACAAGAACCCUGAAAUGUGUCGAGUGUUGCUCACACACGAGAUCAUGUGCAGCCGCUGUUGUGACAAGAAAAGCUGUGGCAACCGAAAUGAGACUCCCUCAGAUCCAGUGAUAAUUGACAGAUUCUUCCUGAAGUUUUUCCUUAAAUGCAACCAAAAUUGCCUAAAGAAUGCAGGAAACCCACGUGACAUGCGGAGAUUCCAGGUCGUGGUAUCUACCACAGUCAACGUGGAUGGCCAUGUCCUGGCAGUCUCCGAUAACAUGUUUGUCCACAAUAAUUCCAAGCAUGGGCGGAGGGCUAGGAGGCUUGACCCCUCGGAAGGUACGCCCUCUUAUCUGGAACAUGCAGCUACUCCCUGUAUCAAAGCCAUCAGCCCGAGUGAAGGAUGGACGACGGGAGGUGCGACUGUGAUCAUCAUAGGGGACAAUUUCUUUGAUGGGUUACAGGUCAUAUUCGGUACCAUGCUGGUCUGGAGUGAGUUGAUAACUCCCCAUGCCAUCCGUGUGCAGACACCUCCUCGGCAUAUCCCUGGUGUUGUGGAAGUCACAUUGUCCUACAAGUCCAAGCAAUUCUGCAAAGGGACUCCAGGCAGAUUCAUCUAUACAGCACUCAACGAGCCCACCAUCGACUAUGGCUUCCAGAGGUUACAGAAGGUCAUUCCCCGGCAUCCUGGUGACCCGGAGCGCUUGCCAAAGGAAGUGAUCCUUAAAAGGGCUGCAGAUCUUGUUGAAGCUCUGUAUGGGAUGCCCCACAACAACCAGGAGAUUAUCCUGAAGAGAGCUGCCGACAUUGCAGAGGCUCUGUACAGUGUCCCUCGCAACCACAACCAGCUCCCGGCACUUGCUAAUACUUCGGUCCAUGCAGGGAUGAUGGGUGUGAACUCCUUCAGUGGACAACUGGCUGUGAAUGUCUCUGAGGCAUCACAAGCCACCAAUCAAGGUUUCACCCGCAACUCAAGCAGCGUGUCACCACAUGGGUACGUGCCGAGCACCACCCCCCAGCAGACCAACUAUAACUCUGUCACCACGAGCAUGAAUGGCUAUGGCUCUGCUGCCAUGUCCAAUUUGGGUGGCUCCCCAACCUUCCUCAAUGGCUCAGCUGCCAACUCACCCUAUGCCAUCGUGCCAUCCAGCCCCACCAUGGCUUCCUCUACAAGCCUCCCCUCCAACUGCAGCAGCUCGUCAGGCAUCUUCUCCUUCUCACCAGCCAACAUGGUUUCCGCUGUGAAACAGAAGAGUGCGUUCGCACCAGUCGUCAGACCCCAGACCUCCCCGCCUCCCACCUGCACCAGCACCAAUGGGAACAGCCUGCAAGCGAUAUCUGGCAUGAUUGUUCCUCCCAUGUGAAAGAAUUGCCUUGAAGAAUUUUAUGAAGAGGUUGGAUUCUGCUACGAAAGUAAUCUGAUAUGAGUCCCAGAAUGGAACUUUUAACUCAGGCCUUUUUAAGAGGAAUCACACAAUAACUGCAGAUUUUUAAACAAAAUCACCGACCUUGCAAAUACUGAAAUUGGAAAAGGGGGUCUGCCAGAGCAGGGUGUUGGUUAAACUUGUACCCCUAAGUAUCUGGGGGUUAUAUUUAUUCUGUAUUGAUAAAAGCAAACCCACAGUUUCUUUUUUCUUUUUCUUUUUUUUUAAAGCUUAACUCUGCAAUCAUUUGUCUUUUAUAAACCAGAAAGCUACACAAAAGGGCCACUAUAAAUAAGACCCCAUGUUUUAAUUUAUGAUGUUUUUAAAGCUGUGUGAGGGGAGAAUGAAGUGUUGAUAUUUACAAAAAAGCUAAAAGAAAAAAAAAAAUAAAAAAAAAAAAAAAAAAAAAAAAAAAAAAAAGCUUGUAUGGGACAGAAUAGGAAUGCCAGUUAGAUUUUCUAGAAAACUAAGGGUCGGCUUUUGCGCCUUAAAGCAUAUCAAUGGUAGUUAGCUCAGACAGUGCAUUUUCAAUAUCUAACUUAACAUGCCAUCCCUUAGCAGUUCUGCAAGCUUCCUUCUCUCUUUUGUAUGGUUGUCUUAAGUAACUGUGUAAAUAAAUGCAGCCUGGAAAGUUACCAAGCGACAUACAUGAUCACAUUUUCCCCUUGUACUCAGAAAAUCCAGUGCCUCUAGACAGAUUGUUUAAAAAAAAAAAAAAAAAAGAAAGAAAGAAAGAAAAAAAAAAAAAAAAAAAAAAAAAAAAGCAAAGCAAAACAAAACAAAACCCUGCAUCUUUUAACCCGAUCUUAUUCUUUUACUUCUGCUAACUUCUUCCGAAGCCAGUGGCCUCUGAGAGAGGAGUAACAUGGCGUGGCACAUGCCCGAAACUCCUUCAAGACUCCCGGAACAGGGUCCAGGCACAGAAUUCCACAUAUGUCCUCCAGUUUACUAAGUGGAAAUCUUACUCACAGACCACCAUCUAGAGAUUUGAGCUUACUCCUCCUAGAAUCCUAAAUGCUGUCUAUAUCCAGGCUCAGAAAAAAAAAAGAAAAAAAAAAAAAAAAAAGGAAAAAUAAUAAAGAAAAAAACCGCAGACAAAGCAAACUGACAAAGGCGAGUAGGCAGGCUGUUCACACAGGACCCUGUACCAGCAAGACCCUGGUGUGAUUGUAAAGUUAUAAAUUCAAACAACCCGUAAAGUGCUUUGGGGUUCAGAACGAAAGGAAACUGGGGAGGGGAGAGAGAAGGGGAAGGCCUCGAACUCAGCUUUCUGUGGGAAUGUUUGCUUUCUACUGGGAAGUGUUCUUAAAAGAAAGAAUCCACAGCAAAGAUUCAGCCAGGGACGCUCCAAGGGGCACCGGCCUGGCUGGCUUUUCUUUGCCCUUCUGUUUCUGUAUGUAGUUAUAAAUACUGUAGACUUUUUUUUUUUUUUUGUGUGUGUGUGUGUGUGAUUUUUUUUUUUGCCAAAGUUGUUGUUUUAUUUAUACAUUUUAAUGUCUUAAGAUGGUUUUGAAGCUCACACACGAAAAGUUUUACCGCAUAUUUUGCAAAGAAAUAAAAAGCGCACUACCUUUAGCUUGCACAUACUUGCAAAGUGAACUCAAAGGCUUUUUGUUUGUUUGUUUUAAUGGGGAUUUUGUAAAAUAUCCAUAUAAAUAAUGUAUUUAUCUUUGGAAUUUGUACAUUGCUUUUUCUCUCCUCCCACCCCCAGCUCCCAGCUUAUUUUUUGGUGUGUGUUUGCUUUGUGAACAGUGCGUAUAGUUUGGUCACCUAUUGUUGUAUUGGCUAUUUCAAUGUGAUUUUUAAACAAUUCAUUUAUAGGUAUUUUUAGUAUUGUUUCAAACCAUGCUUCAUUUUUUUUAUUUCCACCCAAAAGCCAUUGUCUAUUUUUGUAUUAUUUGUAAGUUAAGAAGUUUUUUCCAAUAUAUGGCAAAAAAAUAGUAGCAUAUUAUUCUUGUAGUAUUUAGUUCUGUAGAUUGAAAAAUAAUGUAUCCUUUGCUUUGGAAGCAUACAAAAAUGCUGUUUUACUCUAUUAAUAUGCAUGGAAUCUCUCCCUUUGGAGUGACGCAUUUUGUGCAUUAAAUUUGGGGGAGAAACUUCAUAGCGAUCAAUGAACAUACUUUCUUUCUUAAGUCUGCUUGUAUAUUCUGUCUUUCACAUAAAUAUAAACCAGCAGAUUGGAUGCCUUAACAAUGCAAAUCAUAUCCAUUUCACCUGUACAUUGUACUGUGCACCCCAACUGUCAAUCAUCACUAACAUUUAAGAAAAAAAAGAAAAAAGAAAAAAAAAAACAAAGAAAUUGAAAAGCACAAAAGAACUGUUUUGUUACUUUAAGACAAUGUUACUUUUUCUAGUAGAGCAAGCGAUCAUUAACAACGAUGCUGCAACUGUGCAUGCCCGUAUGGAUUUCAAUGGUUUUCACUAGACUGUCAGAGUUCGGAUUUUUAUGGGUUGGGGAGGGCAGGGGAGGGAAGUGGGGGAGGUUGGUAAGGGAGGGGAGGGAGGAAAGCUGAUUUUUCAUGGUGAGAAAUAAUAAUAAUGAUGACUGAUGAUGAUAAUAAUAAUAAAAAAGAAACUGGAAAAAUAUAAGCAAGGUUUAGCAUUGCUUCUCCGUACUCAGAAAGGUUGUCUGAAUUCGUGUGUUAAGCGCUGGCCUGAAGAUGUCUAAGGUCUAAAGCCAUAUUUUGUCUGGUGAGCCAGACACCAGUCUGCAAAGGAAGGAGCAGUGAGCCGGUGAGAUGUACGGCUCAGACCCUGACAAAAGACACCACCAAUCUGUUAGCCAUGUGCCAUGGUAAGAACUUUACUGGAAAGCCCAAAGAGCCUUUAAAAAGAAAACGUGUAUCCUUUGUGUUUUGUUGUUUAUGUUUGAUUAGAUGACAGAGAAGCACUCUGGUUCUGGGGACCAUUUUCUUCUAAAAAAAGAAAAUUGUUGUUUUCAAGUCCCUUUAAGACAUAGCUCCCCCUAAAUACAGAAUAUGGCUUUAACAAGAAGAUGGAGUAGAGAAUUCAAUUCAGAUUUCAGUUUUGGGGGAAGAGCCCCUGCCUCUGGAUGACUGGAUAUGCAUAUGCCAUGCCCGGCUUCACAAAGUAGGAUGCAGCUUCUUGAACUCAUUUCUCAAUCUACUAACUUUUCACCUUCUUAUCAAAACUUUUUUCAGUAGACACACACUGUACAGUUCAAUUGUUAGAGCACUUAACUACUGUAGAGAUUGUUAUAAUUUUCCUUUUUUUUUCUUUUUGCAAAAAUUUCAAGCUGUAAAAACUUUUCAACUUUCACAAUAUUUAAUUAAAGUUACUUCCUGUCUGUGA
Messenger RNA from Phodopus roborovskii (desert hamster), 6043 nucleotides. RefSeq names its product EBF transcription factor 1 (gene Ebf1). The coding region runs from base 893 to 2671 and encodes 592 amino acids. Lineage: Eukaryota; Metazoa; Chordata; Mammalia; Rodentia; Cricetidae. Gene Ontology annotation, biological process: regulation of transcription by RNA polymerase II. The record is from RefSeq and is a predicted model, not a curated record. Gene Ontology annotation, molecular function: RNA polymerase II cis-regulatory region sequence-specific DNA binding; DNA-binding transcription factor activity, RNA polymerase II-specific. The transcript is spliced from 16 exons.